Molecule: messenger RNA, 929 nt
Organism: Punctularia strigosozonata HHB-11173 SS5
Lineage: Eukaryota; Fungi; Basidiomycota; Agaricomycetes; Corticiales; Punctulariaceae
Exons: 3
Coding region: 22-591 (189 amino acids)
Source: RefSeq, a predicted model, not a curated record
AUUUUGUAUCGAAAUUCGACCAUGGCUAUGAAAUCUAUCAAAGUCACUAAAGACGAAGCGGAGAACAUCGACCUUCCGUCAGUUGACGUUUCUAAAGACGAAGCCGCUAUCCGAAAGGCUGCAGCAGCUCGCGAAAAGGACCGGAAAGAAGCGCUGAAAACGCUACUCUCGCUCAAACGCGCCAUCGCAUGGCCAGUCAAUCGAUGGCCUCUGGAGAGGAAGAUAGCGGAUAGCAAGACUCGGAUACACCUACCUCGUACAUAUCUUGCGCGCAACGGAGUGGAUACGAAGCUGGUGCGCGAGGGCACAGAUCUGAACGUGCUUGUGCACCAGCAUUAUAUGGAGCAAGUGGAUCUGAAGACGCUCGACCAUGGAUGGGUGAACUUUGUCACAGAUGAGGGCGUUACGGCGAGGAGACACGAAUAUUUGGGGCCUGAUCCGCGAGUGGCCGGCUACUUCUUCGAUAUUGAUGGCGAAGUACAUAUACGGUGGUGGGAUGCGUUCUUGCAGGACCAAUGGAUGGACGGAAAGAAGUGGGAUUUGGACGUGAAGGAGGGUCCGGAUGGAAAAUGGGUGGAAAAAGAGGACUAGAUGAAGGAUCUUCGGUACGCCACGAAACGAAUUCGCUGCCCCUGCGCAGGAAAACUAUACUUCAAACGCUCGCCUAGCCCGUGCACCGGGAUAGUAAGACACUUUGCCUUCGGCCCGUGGCAAUUGUAAGCGCUAUGGUUCUUAAUGGUUUCUUUUCCGAUCGUUUCCCUCAUGCGUAAAGAAGUAUGCUCAGUUUGCCAUACGUGGUCUACAUCGAGAAAUUAAUAGCCGGGAAGCCGGGACACGCUCAAAAUAAUCGCCUAGCAGGCGGAUCCCCAUCGAUCGUAUACAGCGGUAACGAAGUCGAGAUAGAAUGCAUUGUCUCAUUUCGAGUGACC